CAGUGCGUCCAGUCGUCUGGGGUGGGAAGGGCUGGGGGUAGCCCGCGGCUCGGAGACGGUCAUGGGCGCCCGCUGAAGGCCCGCCGAGAGCAGGAGGGGCGAGGCCGGUCCCGCACGCUCCCGGGCCCGCGCCUGCGGGCUGGCCGGCCCGGCGGGAGGAUGAGCUGGUUCAACGCGUCGCAGCUCUCCAGCUUCGCCAAGCAGGCCCUGUCCCAGGCGCAGAAGUCCAUCGACAGGGUCCUGGACAUCCAGGAGGAGGAGCCGGGCGCCUGGGCCCAGACCAUCCCCUACGGGGAUCCGGGAAUAAGUCCCCCUGUCAGUGGAGGAUGGGAUACUUCAACCUGGGGAAUAAAAUCAAACGCAGAGCCGCAGAGUCAACCAGCAGCCUCUCCCAAAGCAAUUACAAAGCCAGUUCGGAGAACGGUGGUAGAUGAAUCUGAAAAUUUCUUCAGUGCCUUUCUCUCGCCAGCGGAUGUCCAGACCAUUCAGAAGAGUCCAGUGGUAUCCAAACCGCCGGCUAAAUCACAGAGACCAGAAGAAGAAGUGAAAAGCACCUUACAAGAGACCGUGCACACUGGAGGGUCAAGAACACCUGAAACAACUGAGUCAAAAGGGACUGACUCUUUUCCCUGUGUAUCCCCUGGGGAAAAUCGGGCAGUCGCCACUCUGUCACCUAAAACUGAAGGCGAGCAUGGAGAAACCGUUAAUAAAGAUUCUGAUAUGAAGGUGUCAACCACAAGUUUGAAAGUAUCUGAGAGUGUAAUUAAUGUUAAAACCACUAGGGAAAGUGCAUCUAACAUGUCUACGCAGUCUCCCACAGCAGAAACAAAGGACAUAGCUUCAGAAGCAAAGGAACAGAAACACGAAGACAGACAGAGCAAUACACCUUCUCCUCCCGUUAGUACCUUCUCCUCAGGUACUUCUACUACCAGUGAUAUCGAAGUUCUAGAUCAUGAAAGUGUAAUAAGUGAGAGCUCAGCAAGUUCGAGACAAGAGACUACAGAUUCAAAAUCAAGUCUUCACUUGAUGCAGACAUCUUUUCAGCUUCUUUCAGCAUCUGCUUGUCCUGAGUAUAAUCGUUUAGACGACUUCCCCAAACUCACUGAGAGUUGCUGCUCAUCUGAUGCUUUUGAAAGAAUAGACUCGUUUAGUGUACAGUCAUUAGAUAGCCGAAGUGUAAGUGAAAUCAAUUCAGACGACGAAUUGUCAGGCAAGGGUUAUGCUUUAGUACCUAUUAUAGUUAAUCCUUCAACCCCAAAGACUAAAGUAGUUGAACCUGUUGAAGGAAAAUCUGAGGAAGAAGUAAAUGAAACAGUUAUACCCACUGAGGAAACAGAAAUGGAAGAAAGUGGACGGAGUGCAACUCCUGUGAACUGUGAACAGCCUGAUAUCUUGGUUUCUUCUCCGCCAAUAAAUGAAGGACACACUGUCUUAGACAAGGUGGCUGAGCAGUGCGAAGCUGCAGGAAGUCAGCCAGAAGCACUUUCUGAGGAGGAGGACAUUUGCAAGAAAGUUGCAUUUCUGAACGAGAAACUGGACAAAAGGGAGGCUCAGUUAUUAUCUCUUAGUAAAGAAAAAGCACUUCUAGAAGAAGCUUAUGAUAAUCUGAAAGAUGAAAUGUUCAGAGUGAAAGAAGAAAGCAGCAGCAUUUCUUCCUUGAAAGAUGAGUUUGCUCAGAGAAUUGCUGAAGCAGAAAAGAAAGUUCAGCUAGCCUGCAAAGAGAGGGAUGCUGCUAAAAAGGAAAUCAAAACUAUGAAAGAAGAACUUGCGACUAGAUUAAAUUGUAGUGAAACUUCAGACCUUUUGAAAGAGAAAGAUGAGCAGAUCCGAGGAUUAUUGGAAGAAGGAGAAAAACUUUCAAAACAGCAGUUGCAGAGUUCUAACAUCAUUAAGAAAUUAAGAGCUAAAGACAAAGAAAAUGAAAAUAUUAUUGCAAAGCUGAAGAAAAAAGUUAAAGAGCUAGAAGAAGAGUUGCAACAUUUGAAACAGGUCCUUGAUGGUAAAGAAGAAGUUGAGAAACAACAUAGAGAAAAUAUUAAAAAACUAAAUUCUGUGGUCGAACGUCAAGAGAAAGAUCUUGGCCAACUUCAAGUAGCUAUGAAUGAACUUGAAGAAAAGAACCGAAGUAUUCAGGCUGCUCUUGACAGUGCAUACAAAGAACUUACUGAUCUCCACAAAGCCAAUGCUGCAAAGGCUAGUGAGGCACAGGAAGCUGCUCUGAGUCACGAAAUGAAAGCUAAGGAAGAACUUUCUGCAGCUCUAGAGAAGGUCCAAGAAGAAGCCCGUCAGCAGCAAGAAGCAUUAGCCAUUCAGGUGGGGGACCUGAGGCUGGCCCUGCAGCGUGCAGAACAAACAGCUGCCAGAAAAGAGGAUUAUCUGCGCCAUGAGAUCAGUGAACUCCAGCAGAGACUCCAGGAAGCAGAAAAUCGAAACCAGGAACUGAGUCAAAGUGUUUCGUCAACGACAAGACCAUUGCUUCGACAGAUAGAAAAUUUGCAGGCAACACUAGGGUCCCAGACAUCGUCGUGGGAGAAGUUAGAGAAGAAUCUCUCUGACAGGCUGGGCGAAUCUCAGACCUUGCUGGCAGCAGCCGUUGAAAGAGAACGUGCGGCUACGGAAGAACUCCUUGCCAACAAAAUUCAGCUGUCUUCCAUGGAGUCACAGAAUUCUCUCUUAAGACAGGAAAACAGUAGAUUUCAGGCCCAGCUAGAAUCAGAGAAAAAUAGGCUAAUAAAACUGGAAGAUGAAAAAAAUAGGUACCAGGUUGAAUUAGAAAACCUAAAAGAUGAUUAUGUGAGAACACUGGAAGAGACAAGGAAAGAAAAGACACUGUUGAAUAGUCAGUUAGAAAUGGAGAAAAUGAAAGUUGAACAAGAACGGAAGAAAGCCAUUUUUACUCAAGAAGCAAUAAAAGAAAAGGAACGGAAACCAUUUUCUGUUUCUAGCACGCCCACAAUGUCACGAUCAAGUUCAAUAAGUGGAGUUGAGAUGGCAGGCCUGCAAACAUCUUUCCUGUCUCAGGAUGAGCCUCAUGAUCUCUCACUUGGACCAAUGUCUGUAUCAGCAAGUGGAAGCAAUCUUUAUGAGGCUGUAAGGAUGGGGGCAGGAUCCAGCAUUAUCGAAAAUCUACAGUCCCAGCUACAACUAAGGGAAGGAGAAAUUACUCAUUUACAGGUAGAAAUUGGCAGUCUAGAAAAAACACGCUCCAUAAUGGCUGAAGAGCUAGUUAAAUUAACAAAUCAAAAUGAUGAACUCGAAGAGAAAGUGAAGGAGAUACCCAAACUUCGAACUCAGCUAAGAGAUUUGGAUCAGAGAUACAACACUAUUUUGCAGAUGUAUGGAGAAAAAGCAGAAGAGGCGGAAGAACUUCGAUUAGAUCUUGAAGAUGUAAAAAAUAUGUAUAAGACUCAAAUAGAUGAACUUUUAAGACAGAGGCUCAGUUAACUUCUGAAAAUUACAUUCCCAUCAAACUGAAUGUAAUCAUUUAAUAAUAAAUGCAGACUUUCAAUAAAUUCUCUUGUAGAAUUAGAAAGUGGAAUUUAUUAUAGAGAUAAAACAUUGGAAAAAGUUUUAUAGUAUAUAGUAAUAUUUGAAGUUAAAUUAUUUUGUGCAAUAUUUGAACUUUAUUUUUGAAACUAUCUUUAAAGAUUUAUUUUUUAAAGCAUCUUUUUUUUUUUUUUCCAUGAAUAGCACCGAGAUUUAUUACUUUAUCCUUAUGUCAGUAUGGUUGGGGAAGAAGAAUGGUGUUCAUACAUUGUAUUAUAGAUAAAAACUAAUUAUUUCUAUAAUUUAUAUGUUUGUAUAUAUUGAGAACAUUUAAUGAGUCAUAUUGACAUAUUGAAACUUUGAAAUCUUUCACACUUAAAUCUUCAACAUUUCUAUUUACUGCUCAUGAAAAUGGACAUUAAGUGUCCAAUUUUAAAAAAAUAUUAAACUUCCUGUUACUAAAUUUUGAACUUAAUAUUUUUCCUUUAAAGUAGAAGUCACACUGACACAGGAGAUUAAAGGAUGAAUAAUUUAAGUUAAAAACAUUUUUGUGGCCCUAGCCGGUUUGUGUCUCAGCGGAUAGAACCUGCAAAGGGUCCUGGGUUCGAUUUCCAGUCAAGGUCACAUGCGUUGAUUGCAGGUUCCUCCUGGCCCAGGCCCUGGAUUGGGGCUCCUGCAGGAGGUAACCAAUUGAUGUGUUUCUCUCACAUCAAUGUUUCUUUCUGUCUUUCCCUCUCUCUUCCGCUCUCCCUAAAAAUCAAUACAAAAUAUCCUCGGGUGAGGAUUAACAACAACAACAAAAAAAACUAAAACAUUUUUGUGGUCAAGAUUUAUUUUACCCAGAUUCCACAAUUAAGUCUGUACAAAUUGUGUUACUGUCUGGAGCAAGCUAAGCUGUGCAGUUAUCUAGGCAUGGUUGGAUAAUGGGGAAAAUGUGCUCAGAAUGAUUUGUGAUGGUAUCAGUAACAUUUAAGCGAUUUUGAAGAGGUUUUGUUUGUACUACCCUAUGAAAUGAAUCAACAUAAUAAAAUUGUUAAUAUAA
Molecule: messenger RNA, 4528 nt
Organism: Myotis myotis
Lineage: Eukaryota; Metazoa; Chordata; Mammalia; Chiroptera; Vespertilionidae
Gene: TMF1
Product: TATA element modulatory factor 1
Exons: 17
Coding region: 160-3444 (1094 amino acids)
Cellular component (GO): Golgi apparatus; endoplasmic reticulum
Source: RefSeq, a predicted model, not a curated record